This is a messenger RNA of Harpegnathos saltator (Jerdon's jumping ant), 1261 nucleotides long. RefSeq lists its product as uncharacterized. NCBI's taxonomy places the organism in Eukaryota, Metazoa, Arthropoda, Insecta, Hymenoptera, Formicidae. The transcript has 7 exons. The record is from RefSeq and is a predicted model, not a curated record. Bases 466 to 1185 code for a protein of 239 amino acids.
GACUCACCUUUUCCUGUGCGGAAAAUUCAAGAUUAUCGAAUAACACAUCGCGAUAUGGAAGUCGGAGUGUCAAUCCUUCGUCAAACCGGCGUAAAGUGUAAUUUUUUAUUCCCCCUCCGGUAGCGAUGCGCGAGCGAUAUAAAUACUCUCUUCUAUUUUACACUUUGCGCGAAAAUGGAGAGGAUUAUUGUUAUUGUUCGUCGUAUUUAAAUUUUUACAUGGAAUGUUCUCUCUUGAUUUCUGUAUAUGGUUUUAACACUUUUUUCUCGAUGUAAUUUGGAACGCAACCGAGAUCCAAUGAGAGAACUGAAUUCUUGGGAAUUGAUCAAAAACAAAUUCUUUCAUUGGAUUACUUGGCCGCGUUCUCAAGCGCAUAAAAAAAAAGUGUUUCUACCGUAUUGAAACCGAGUGCAGUCACAUUCUUGAAUUGUGGCCUGAGGAUCGUAACGAUACUCUGUACUUAAAAUGAGGCAAAAAAUGGAAAUGGGAGAAUUCACGAGCAAUGGAGCACCUGUAGAAGAUACUGAAAAUCGGGAAUCAGUCAUGAUCAAUUCUGAUAUUAAAGAGUAUAUGAAGUUAAAAAAAUCGGUCGAAGAUUCCAACCAGGUAGUAAAGUACUGGACAGAUGAGACAUCGAAGUUGCUCGAGAGUAAUGGCAACAUUGAAACGAACCACGAUAAGUUAAUGAUGAAAAUAUCAGAGAUUGACAAACAGAUAUCGGAAAUUACAAAUAUACACGCUACGAAGGAGCAAGAAUUGGAAAAUUUGCAAAAUGCAAGGACGAACUUAUCGCACAAACUGUGGAAUGAUUGUCUUUCAGAAGUGGGAAAAUAUGCUGAUAAUUUUUGUCAAUGGAUAAAGGAAUAUUCCAAUAAUGUUUUGAUGAAGGAUAUCGAAAAUUUUCACAAAGAAUGCGAAGAAGUUGAGACCGACCUUGUAAAUUUGAAACAAGAACUGAAUGAUAUGCAAAGAAAACAUAAUUCAGAUUAUGUUGAAGCUAAUACGGGUAUUAAAGAUUUAUCAAAUCUCAAUACUGUAAUAACUGAUAUCAGGCGCAGUAAUAAUAAUCUGAUGCAUACGAUUAGAUUAACGGAGGUCUCGUUGAACAAGAUAGAGAAGAAGAUAGAACAGAACAAAAUCGCAAUUAACGAAUGUAAGGCGAAAGAGAAUACCAAUAUGUUUUGAAGUGUGUUACAUAGUUUACAUACAUAUUGUCUUAUUUUCUUUAUUUUAUAUAAAAUAAAUUAGAAAAAAAAUGUUU